AUAAGAAAUCUACAAAACUAAACUACAUAUGGAGAAACGUCAAACUCAUGAACACCAAUUAUUUUUUCCUUUUAUUUUUUUGUCUGAAGACAUUUAAUUUCAUUCUUUGCAGACGUUCUGGAUUUUCAGACAGCUGCAGACGGGUAGUUUCGGGUUAAUUUGAGGUAGUGUGGGCAUCCAAAUCUACUUGUAAAGUUUGGAGUGGGAGUUUUGUUUGGUGAAGAAAAGUGAUAUACUCAGCAAUGGCACUCAAGGUUCCAGCUCAGAAGGCAGCUGAGAUUGCAAUUGGGUCAAUUGGGCGUGGAUAUGAUCUAGCUCGUGAUUUAAGGUUGAAAUAUUGUAGUGGAGAUGCAAUGGAUUUGCCUUUGAUUGAGUUCGAUGAAGUUGGGUGUUAUGAUGUAGCUCUGCCUGGUGGAAUUUCUAUCUCAAAUGUAUCCAAAUUGAUAAAAUGUAACCAGGGUGAGGCCAUGAGGAUCGGGUCUGAUGUUACCUCUUUUCAGCAGAUGUCAGAACGGUUCAACCAUGAGAUGUCUCUGAGUGGUAAAAUUCCUUCUGGUUUUUUCAAUGCGAUGUUUGACUUCUCAGGCUGUUGGCAGAAAGAUGCAGCCAAUACAAAGACCCUAGCUUUCGAUGGGAUGAUGAUCACACUUUAUACAGUUGCACUUGAGAAAUCUCAAUUGGUACUAAAUGAUCAUGUUAAGAAAGCUGUUCCAUCCUCAUGGGAACCUGCUGCCUUAGCAAGAUUCAUCAAGACAUUUGGAACCCAUAUUAUAGUUGGUGUGAAGAUGGGCGGGAAGGAUGUAAUAUAUGUAAAGCAAAAGCAUUCAUCAAUUCUUAGACCUUCUGAUCUACAUACAAAAUUGAAGAAGAUGGCUGAUGAGAAGUUUUUACAGAACGAUGGACGAAAUCGGAUUGAUUGGAAACAAGUCAAGCUACAAAAUGAGAUGCAGGAUAUCUCAAUAAUUUACCAAAGGAGAGGUGGAAAAGAGGAAAUGAACUUAUCCCAUGCUAAGUGGUUACAAACUGUUCAGGUUCAGCCUGAUGUGGUCUCAAUGUCCUCCAUACCAAUUACCUCUUUGUUAAGUGGAAUUCCAAUGAGCGGAUUCUUGAACUAUGCCAUAAAUCUCUAUUUACGAUAUAAACCCCCACUUGAAGAACUCCAUUUCUUUUUAGAAUUUCAGCUGCCAAGGCAAUGGGCACCUGUUUUCAAAGAGGUUCCCCGUGGUCCACAGCACAAGCGACAGAGCAAUUCAUUUUUACAGUUCAAGUUCUUGGGUCCCAAGCUUUAUGUUAACACCAUUCCAGUUGAUGUGGGUAAGAGACCAGUUACAGGUCUCCGGCUCUAUCUGGAGGGGAAAAGAAGCAAUCGCUUGGCUGUCUACAUGCAGCACCUUUCUUCUCUGCCAACCUACUUUCAACUUGCGGCUGAACCCGAUGAUACCUUCCCUGAAAAGUCCUAUGAUAAAGGAUACUUUGAAAAAGUUAGAUGGAAGAACUUCUCUAGAGUCUGCACAGCUCCUGUAGAGUCUUUCAAUGAUCAUUCCAUAGUAACUGGAGCUCAGCUACAGGUAGAGAAAUAUGGGUUCAAAACAGUUCUCUUCUUACGACUUCGUUUCUCCACUGUUUUGGGAGCUAUAAUUGUAAGACAUUCAGAGUGGGAUGGAUCGUUUGGAGUUUCGCCUCAGUCAGGAGUCCUAUCAGAUUUGUUCAUCAGGCCUUUAACACCAGCACCACCACAACCUGAGCCACGUACAAGCUCUUCGGUUUACCCCGGUGGCCCUCCAAUGCCUAAUUAUACCCCAAAACUAUUGAAAUUUGUUGAUACAGCUGAGAUGAUUAGAGGGCCACAAGAUCCUCCUGGAUACUGGGUUGUCUCUGGGGCAAGACUAGUUGUUGAGGAAGGCAAGAUUGCUCUACGGGUCAAGUACUCCUUACUGACAGCUACAAUACCCGAUGAACAUACCUGAGGAGCACCGCCCCAUUUUUUUUAUUUGGUUUUUGUAAAACGGGAAAAUACAGUAUUGGUUUUUGUUUAGGUAAAAUGGGUUUAGGCCAUGGAGUUUCCAUUAGGGAGGUAGAAUAUAUUUGGACAGUUUAGCUUCUGCAUGCCCUGUCUACCAUGUCGAGAUGACGGAAAGCAGAGAAUUCAAGGGAUCAAAAGUUUUGAAGAUUGGCUGGCCUGUCUGUCUGAUUGGGGGAGAUGUUACAGGGCAGAGUUCAGCAUGGAGAUCAAUGCUAAUGAUUCUGCUGAGUCCUCAAGAACAGGGCAUACUCUUAGCAGGGAAUUCAGUUGAUUAUUUUAAUUAAAAACUUGAGCCAUUUCAUCAUUUCAUGUAAAUUAUAAUUUUGGGAACUCUGUAGUUCAAAGUUCAUGCAAUUCAAUCUUUCAUUAACUCUAGUUGAUAA
This is a messenger RNA of Theobroma cacao (cacao), 2406 nucleotides long. Its product is annotated as MACPF domain-containing protein At4g24290-like. Gene Ontology annotation, biological process: plant-type hypersensitive response; regulation of salicylic acid mediated signaling pathway. The record is from RefSeq and is a predicted model, not a curated record. NCBI's taxonomy places the organism in Eukaryota, Viridiplantae, Streptophyta, Magnoliopsida, Malvales, Malvaceae. Gene Ontology annotation, cellular component: plasma membrane.